Molecule: messenger RNA, 6250 nt
Organism: Corythoichthys intestinalis (scribbled pipefish)
Lineage: Eukaryota; Metazoa; Chordata; Actinopteri; Syngnathiformes; Syngnathidae
Product: sex comb on midleg-like protein 2
Exons: 15
Coding region: 186-2252 (688 amino acids)
Biological process (GO): negative regulation of DNA-templated transcription
Cellular component (GO): nucleus
Molecular function (GO): histone binding; chromatin binding
Source: RefSeq, a predicted model, not a curated record
CUAUCUCUCUCGCACACAGCACACACAAACAGUGGAGGGAAAAAAUGGCAGCUGGCGAUUAGGGAUAGAAAAAAAGUGCUCAUUUUUCCUCGCUUUUUCCCAGGAAAGGCGUCACCAGACAAAAAGCUCAAGAGCAGCAGCAAAAGAACCAGCAACAGACGUUUAGGUGUUGCAAGACGCAAAAAAUGGGAAAAACACCAGUAAAAGAACAACGGGAUGGCAAAAAAGAGAAACCAACAGCGGGGACGACACAAGAAGUAACCAAAGAGUCUUUCACCUGGGAAGAAUAUCUGAAAGAAACGUCGUCAUUACCAGCGCCGCCGAGUUGUUUUCGACAGGCUCGCGUCCCGCCGUCCAACGACUUCAAGGUGGGGAUGAAACUGGAAGCCCACGACCCGCGUAACGCCACCUCUGUGUGCAUCGCCACAGUCAUGGGCCUGACGGGGGCGCGUCUGCGCCUCCGCCUGGACGGUAGCGACAACAGCAACGACUUUUGGAGGCUGGUGGACUCCUCCGACGUACAGCCCAUCGGCACUUGCGAGAAGAACGGAGACAUGCUGCAGCCGCCGCUGGGAUUUCGCAUGAAUGCCUCGUCGUGGCCGAUGUUCCUGCUGAGAACCUUGAACGGGGCUGAGAUGGCUCCAGCGUCAGCCUUCAAGAAGGAACCGCAGCGGCCCCCACACAACGCCUUCAAAGUAGGCAUGAAACUAGAGGCAGUGGACAAGAAGAACCCGCACCUCAUCUGCCCGGCUACCAUCGGCGAGGUGAAGGGCGAUGAGGUCUUCGUCACCUUUGACGGCUGGAGAGGGGCCUUCGACUAUUGGUGCAAGUAUGAUUCGCGGGACAUCUUCGCCGUAGGCUGGUGUUCGCUGACCAAGCACAGUCUGCAGCCGCCUGGGAACAGCGUCGCCCUGACAAAGAACCCGCCCACACUGACGUCCUCGCCUUCUAAGCCCAGCAGGCGCUCCUUGCAGAUCCCUUACAGACUCCCCAACCCGCUGCCACAACUGCCUGUCAGGAAGGGGGUGCGCGGUCGACGGCCCAAGAGCGAGACCCUCGCCCUCCUUAAGGCCGUGGCCGAAGCUGCCGCCGCCCGAAACAACACCGCACAGUGCGCGCCUCAGCCACAUAGGAAGAGAGGGCCCAAACCUGGAAGCAAGCGAAAAGCCAAGAUUCUUCAAAGUUCCUCACAUCCCCGCGCAACCGCCAUCCAGAUUCAACGCGGCAGCCCCGCCAGCAUGCCCUCGGUGGUCUCAACAGCGUGCGUGUACAUCAACAAACACGCAGACUGCGGCCCGCACCUGGACCGCAAGCAAAUGCAGCACCUGCCGGACCACUUCGGUCCAGCACCCGUCAACUCUGUGCUCCAGCAGGUGGUCCAGUCCUGUCUGGACUGCGCGUACCAGCCCAAGGUUCUGCUCGGCGCUCUUCAGACGCAUUCGGGGGGCGGCAAGGCGGUCAGAGUAAGAAUGGACGGCGGCGUUCGCAUGGUCAAGCUGCCGUCAGCGUCCAGCGCCGCCUUUGUGCUGCGCUUCUUGGAAACAGUGUGCCGCCACCUGCAAUGCGACAACCUGUUCAGCGGCCAGCCGUUCAACCACUGUGCCGCUUCCUACGACAGGGCCAAGUCGGUGAAAGAAGAGGCUCUUGACUCACCCUUGCUGUCCCGGAACGGCAAGCGAAGCCUGGCUGGGGUUUCCCCGCCGUACGCUGCGCCGCUGUCGCCCAAACACGUACGCACUGACGCCCACCCUUCAGAAGCCGAGACGCUGCCGCAUGAAGACAACGUCCGAAUGAAGGAGCAGCUCUACAUGGGCUCGGCUUCCAAUUCCGCGACUCCCAGGCCACUGAUGGUGCGCAGUCGCUCCGAGUAUUGCUCGUCGCCGUCAGGUGCCGCCCAUAUGCCCCGCCGCCUAUCCUCCAAUCCCGCCGAGAUGGCUUCGGCACAGCUGCUCCGUCGAGUCGAAGCCAGCUCCACCACCGGUCCAGAAAGCGGCGCCAUGGAGAGGGAGGCUCGGCAAACAUUCGCUAAAAACCCAGCAUCCUGGUCCAUCGACGAGGUCAUGCAGUUCGUAAGGGACGCCGACCCAGCGACGUUGGCGCCACAUGCGGAAUUGUUCCGUAAACACGAGAUCGACGGCAAGGCGCUGAUGUUGCUGCGCAGCGACAUGAUCAUGAAGUACAUGGGUCUGAAAUUAGGCCCCGCCCUAAAGCUGUGCCACCACAUCGAGAGGCUGAAACAAGGCAAAGUGUGACCCGCAAGCAGGUCAUGUGACUGACAGAGGUUUCUUCUCCGUAAAAUAGUGAGGAAUGUCGAUUUUAAAACCUCAUUGGCCGCCAUUGACGGAGCUACACAACCAAUGGCAACCAAUGAGGUAACAAGGGAUGGGCAUCAUUAUCAAAUGACUUUUGAGAAAUUCUUCACCAUUUUACAUCAUGCCUUGGCCCGUUACAGUAUUCAAAUUAUAUUUAAGAAAAAUGUAAAUAAUUGUUUGUGAAAAAUUACUAAAAAAUAGUUUUGGAGUACGAGACAGUCUAGAAUUGACCUUUUGCAAAAGCUCCGCCCCCCUCUAGUUACGAUUGCUAAUCCGACAAGCUCCAUCACUCUAAAGGCACAACAAUUGCGGACAGACGUAAAUACUAAAGUGAUUUAAGUGAUUUAUUUUGGUGCCAAACAAGUGCAACAUCCUCCACAUUGCUGUCAAGCCCGCUCCUUCCCCAAAAGCCGUGUUCAAGCUAGGCGCUAACGCUAAUGCACAGCUGCACAGCUGCACCGCUACUGUAGCACUCUGUCUCUCUCGCUCUUGCUGCAUGAAUUCCAAUUUCGGGGACUUGACAGUUCGGACCGCAGCCACAUUCUGGAAAAAUGUGGCCCGGAUGGGAUUUUAACCACAUACGAAAGUGACCUGUUCAGCUGAGUCGGAAAAACAAGAAAAAAUCAGAUUUGUGCUAGAUUUACAACUGAAAUGGUCCUACAGAUGUUGGAUGAUGGAGAGGCAGUGACUGGGUUGGACUCAAGUGUCCGAAAUUUCUGAUGAUGAGGACCCAGACUAUUGUCCAGGUGGCAGUGGCAGUUGUCCACCUGGAAAUCCAACUGAACAGGAUCAAUCUGACUCAUAAGAUUCCACUUACAGUGCUGCUCGAAAGUUUGUGAACCCCACAGCGAUGGUCAGAUUUUUUGUAAAAAAAAACUAAAAUAACCUUAUUAAAUGUUAAGUUAUACCCAAAUCCACAAUACUGACAUUCCAAAUAAUGGACUGAAACAAAAGAAAUAGUUAUAUUGUCAUUCUUUAUUUAACAAAAGUGGUUGAUUUAAGAAAAACUCAGAUAUCAUGUGUGCAAAAGUAUGUGAACCCCUUCAGUUAAUAGGAUAUUGCGCCUCCUUUUGCAGAGAUUACCUCAACCAAACGGUUUCUGUAGUGACUAAUCAGCCUCUCACAUCUACUUUGGGGGAUUUUUGCCCAUUCUUCCUUGCAGAACGCAGUCAGUUGAGAGAGGUUUGAUGGGCGUCUGGCAUGAACUGCUCGCUUCAGGUCCCGCCACAGCAUUUAGAUUGGAUUUAGGUCAGGACUUUGACUGGGCCAGUCCAGAACACGAAUCUUCUUCUUUUUCAGCCAUUCCUUGGUUGUAUUGCUGGAAUGCUUUGGAUCAUUAUCAUGUUGCUUGAUCCACCUUCUGCCAAGCUUUAACUUCAAAACAGAUGGCGUCAGGUUAUGUUCUAGGAUUUGACAAUAUUCCUCAGAAUUCAUGAUUCCCUGGACUAUGUGGAGUUGUCCAGGUCCUGAGGAUGAAAAGCAAGCCCAGAUCUUGACAUUCCCACCUCCAUGCUUCACUGUUGGGAGAAGGUUCUUUUGGUGGUAUGCAGUGUUGACUUUUCGCCAGACAUGGCGGUUUUGGUUGUGACCAAACAGUUCAAUUUUGCACCUACAUCAGUUGAUGAAAACUCUUUUUAAUUUAGUCUCGACAACACAACUGUUAAAAAAACAAAAAAAACUACUGAAUUGAUUGAUUAGGAAAUCAGGUUGAAAUAAUAGAAAAUUCCAAAAUGUUGAGGGGGUUCACAAACUUUUGAGCAGCACUGUAUGUGUCCUCUGAAGAAAAAAGUGUCCAAAUCAUGGCCAACAGAAUGAGUUGGUAGAGCUCUUACUUGAGAGAAUUACCUCCCACCCAGGGCAGAAAACAGCCACAAUAUCCUCAGAAAUCGGUCAGAGCCUCCACAAGGGCUUAGCACAGCUGUCUCACCAAAAAGAUGCAUGGGAGCUCUUCAUCAUUGAUGAUAAAAUACAAGGAAGGAUAAAGUCUAUUGCUGUUCUCUUUUUUCCCCUUUUUUUCCCAAAAAUGUUAAUUGAAUCAUAAAGAUAUUUCAAGCAUGAACUCUUUCUUGUGUGGCCCUAAAUAUCAUGCUAUUUAAUAUACAAGUGAUUAUUCUUCACCAAAAGGGCAUAAAAACACAUUGGUUCUAAUAUGGGUUAUUUUUUACCCACUUAUGGAAGAGUGUAGGGUCCAGUAACUUGUGCAUCUAAGGGUUAAAAAUCCCAAAAUACAGUGAGGAAAGCUGGAGUUUAUAGUCCAGUGUGGCUUAUCUAUGAACAAAUUUCGUGUCAAAUUUGGUGGGUGGCGGCUUAUAGUAAGGCGCGCCUUAAAUAGUCCCAAAAUUACGGUAAAUCAAAUAAUGCAAUAGGCAUCCGAAAGCUUGACAGCGCUUGCUCUUUAAACACAGUGUGUUUGACAUAUGAUUGGUUAAUAGCCGUUUAGGAGGCGGAGUUUGCGAAAGGUGAAUUGGCUUGAUUCAAAUCUCUUAACACGUUGUGCAAUUUCGAAUUGAAAUUAUUGGUCAUAAAAAUUAAAAGGUGAUUUUAACGCCCUUCCCCAAUUUUAAAAUUCAACCGAUGGUCACAGAAUAUUUCCGAUAGAUUUACAGAUGACUUUAUAUUUUUUUAGCGCACUUUUUUUUUUCUUCUGGGUACCGUCGAAUGUACAUUUUGUAAAGGAUCCUAUUUUUUUAGGUCAUAUGUUAAAAUACGAAGCAGUGUUGUUCCGGACGACUUCUCUCAGGUUUGUUUGGCUAAUUUGUUUUUAAACUGCUCUGUAGUCACAUAUAUUUUGUUUUGAAAUUACUUUCAAGUAUUUGAUUAAAAAGAAGAAAAAAACACUUUUAUUUCCCGUUUCUGUGCGCAGGUUUAAUGAAUUGUCAUCUUUUAGGAUCAAUGACCUUCAUGUGAAAGAUUGUUGCUCAAAGAAUGGAAUUUCACAGAACAAUAGUUUAAACACAGAAAAUGAGGUAUUUUUAAAAUUUGAUUUACGUUAAAAAUAUUACGAGAAUGAAGUCAUACAUUGUCAUAUUACAAGAGAAAUGUCAUCAUAUUACGGGAUUAAAGUCGUAUUAUUAUCAGAAUGAAGUCGUACAUUGUAAUAUUACAUAGGCUUGCUACUAGCACACAUGCUAGCGAGCUUCGGCUACACAACGCCCGCUAAGCCAUGGCUCGACUCUCUUCUCCACCCGGUUGUGCCAACUGUGUUGCCCCGGCCGAUAAAAUCCUGGAGCUCUAGGGUAGAAUCUCCACGCUCUACCAGAUCCAGGAGGCCGAGAAGCUGCUCGACACCAUCAUCUUCACUGCACUGCAACCAGUUCCACCACAUCCAUAUGUUCCAUCGAGCCUGCUUCCUCCACUCUUGCAGCUGAUCUCCCUCCACCUGCUGGGUCUGCUGAUGCUCCUCUGCCACCGUCGUCUGUGUGGCCUCCUCCUCCAUCCAUCUCCGACGUCUCCUGAGCUCGGCUGCGGGCCAAACCCAAGGCUUCGUCUUGCUCCACUAGAUCUCAGGAGCACUGGCCCGGAAAUUGAAGAGCCCACCGCAGACCCCACUCUCCUAUAAAUUUGAAAUCCAGGAUCUCAGUGAGUCCUCUCCCCCAUCCCAAAUAAAGUGUAUCACAAACGUGAGUACACCCCUCGCAUUUCUGCAGAUAUUUAAGUAUAUCUUUUCAUGGGACAACACUGACAAAAUGACACUUUGACACAAUGAAAAGUAGUCUGUGUGCAGCUUAUAUAAUAGAGUUAAUUUAUUUUCCCCUCAAAAUAACUCAAAAUAUAGCCAUUAAUAUCUAAACCCCUGGCAACAAACGUGAGUACACCCCUUAGAUUCAACUCCGGUCCUUGAGGGCCCCUAUCCAGCUUGUUUUCCUUGUCUCCCUCCUUUAAAACACCUGAAUCAAAUGAUCAGCUCAUAAGUAAGCUCUGCAGUAGCCUGAUAGCGA